Messenger RNA from Erythranthe guttata (spotted monkey flower), 1872 nucleotides. Its product is annotated as amino acid transporter AVT6A. Gene Ontology annotation, cellular component: membrane. The record is from RefSeq and is a predicted model, not a curated record. Gene Ontology annotation, biological process: amino acid transmembrane transport. NCBI's taxonomy places the organism in Eukaryota, Viridiplantae, Streptophyta, Magnoliopsida, Lamiales, Phrymaceae. Gene Ontology annotation, molecular function: L-amino acid transmembrane transporter activity.
CGUUUGUACACACAGUAUACAGUGGACACGCAUUUCCUACGUGGCCCCCAUGUGAUUGGAUGAGACAUCGCAGCAUUACUUUAGUUCCCGCGUAAAAUCGGCUGCCACGGUGUAAUAAAAUUGUCGGGUAAACGCCAAAUUUGUUCUCCUCUCUCUCUAGGAAAAUCCAAUCUCACUCCCCCUCUAUACGAAAAUUACGAAAAUGCCCUUCUCGGACCGCAAACACAGGCGGAGCCAGAAGGCGGCCCCGCUGCUCCCCAAGGACCACGGCGGCGGCGAGUUCGGCAGCGCAUCGUUCGCCGGCGCGGUGUUCAACCUCUCCACCACCAUCGUCGGUGCCGGAAUCAUGGCCCUCCCCGCCACGCUCAAACAACUCGGCGUGAUUCCCGGGCUUAUCACGAUCUUGCUGGCCGGAAUGCUGACGGAGAAAUCAAUAGAGAUGAUCCUCCGGUUCAGCAGGGCUGCAAAGACCAGCUCCUACUCCGGUCUGGCCGGCGAUGCGUUCUCCGGAGCCGGCCGGAAUCUUCUGCAGAUAUGCAUCGUGAUAAAUAACGUCGGGAUGCUUGUGGUUUACAUGAUUAUUAUUGGUGAUGUGCUAUCAGAGACAUGGUCACAAGGGGUGCACCACACGGGUGUAGUGGAAGAAUGGUUCGGUCUUCAUUGGUGGACUACGCGCUCUUCAAUAUUGCUCCUCACUACCAUCUUCGUAUUCGCCCCACUCAUUUCCUUCAAGCGAGUCGAUUCAUUGCGGUACACGUCGGCUUUGUCUGUGGUAUUGGCGGUAGUGUUUGUGGUGAUAAUAGGAGGAAUAGCUAUUGUGAAGAUGAUAAGUGGAAGCAUAGGAAUGCCUCAAUUGAUGCCGAAUCUUGUCGAUCAAGCUUCUUUCUGGAAACUUUUCACUACUGUUCCUAUACUCGUCACCGCCUAUAUUUGUCACCACAAUAUUCACCCAAUCGAAAACGAGCUAGAAGAUCCAUCCAAAAUGAAGUCAAUAGUCCGAACAUCAAUCACUCUAUGCACAUCCGUAUACAUAGCAACGAGCUUCUUCGGUUUUCUCCUGUUCGGUAAUAAAACAAUGGACGACGUCCUUGCCAAUUUCGACGGAGAUCUCGGAAUCCCGUACAGCUCUUUGCUCAACGACAUUGUGAGAGUGAGCUACGCCCUCCAUUUGAUGCUCGUAUUUCCAAUCGUAUUCUACUCGCUCCGACUCAAUGUGGACGGUAUACUUUUCCCGUAUUCCGUUCCUAUCGUGUACGACGAACGGAGAUUCUUUUGGGUGACAUCAUCUCUCAUGGGUUUUAUUUUCUUGGGGGCAAAUUUUGUGCCGAGUAUUUGGGAUGCUUUCCAAUUUACUGGCGCCACUGCAACUGUCUCUGUCGGUUUCAUUUUCCCCGCUGCAAUUGCCCUCAGGGAUACUCGCGGAAUCGGAACAAAAAAUGACAGAAUAGUAUCGUGGAUUAUGUUACUUUUGGCCGUGUCUUCAAGCACUGUCGCCAUUUGCAGUGAUAUUUACGGCAUUUUUAGUGGAACCGAAGAUGCUCAAGCAUAAAAAGAUUAUAUAGGAGUUGAGCAAACGGGUUCUCCUCAGAUUGCGGUAAAUGUGAAUGCGGCUCGAUUUUCUAAUUCUUAGCAAGUUCUAUUUCAAACUCACAAAGAUGGUUCGGUUCGUACAGAUUUGAUGCUAUUUUUUGUAUUAUUUUACUAAAUUAUCUGAAUUUGUAUUCUAAAGAGUUGUUUGGGUUACAGGUAAAGAUUCUGAUAGAGUAAAACUAAUUAUAGGUAGGUUGUAACUUCUGUAGAUGCAUUUUUCUUUGUAAAAAAUUGUGUCAUAUAUGCAAGUUCUUGUUCUGAUUGGAUGAAAUAUCAGAAUUA